Messenger RNA from Funneliformis caledonium, 1329 nucleotides. The record is from the annotation of a GenBank genome assembly. Lineage: Eukaryota; Fungi; Glomeromycota; Glomeromycetes; Glomerales; Glomeraceae.
AUGAGUAGUCUAUUAGGUCUUAAUUAUUACGAUGACGACGAAGACGAAGAACAAACUGGUAAUACAACAAAACCUACUAAAGCUAGUUCAGUUCCAGGGUUAUCUAGUCUGAUUGGUUAUCAGGAAGGAGACGAGGAAGGAGUAGCGGGCGAAGCUAAUAAUGGGCUUAAAAACGUAAGUGCAUAUAAUUCUCAAGCCAUAGUACAUAAUGAUACAGGCGGUAAACGAUUAAAAGAUGCAUCAAAUAAGCCGCCUUCGCCUACGAUACUGCUUUCUCAAAGAACACUGGCUCCAUCUCCUUCAGUUUUCUCCAAUUUAGUCCGUCGGAAAAAUAAUAACACAACGCCGCAUAAACAACGUGAUAGUUUAUCUACAUCACCGAAAGCAACUAUUUCAUCACCAGUUAUUAAUAUACCAUCACCACACCAAGAGGUUUCGGAAUCUGAUGAACGGUUAAAACAUGAUACCGAAGAUAAUAUUACUGCAACUCCAAUGGAGGUUGAUACACCGUUUGAUGAAUCGGAGUAUGUUAACAGGAAGAUCCUCAUGCAUCAAUUGUUAACCCCUCAACAAAUUGAAGGUAAAGACAAUUGGGGAAUUCCGCAAGAACCUGAAGUAGAAUGUUGUCAAAAUCUUCAGGAAAAGAUUAUACAUUUCUACCAAUUAAGAGAGAAAGGCGUACAUUUUAAUGAAAAUCUUUUGAAAAAUAAAGCAUUUCGUAAUCCACACAUAUAUAAUAAGUUGGUAGAAUUUGUGGAGUUGGAUGAAAUCGGGUCGAAUUUUGAUCGAGAAGUUUAUGAUCCUUAUGGAUUUCCACCGGCAGCCUUUGCGGAUCAACUCGACCAGAAUAUGAUAUUAUGUAUUUUUGUAUCAAAGCGGAAGUUCAAAGGAAAUCAAAUACAAUUUGUUGGAUCAUCAUCAAGUACUCAAAGUAUUUCAAAGGCUCGUCAUGUUAUGCAAAGUUUGGCUGCUAGAGCUGAAAGAGGUUCUAGUAACAUUCACGCCUCAAUAAAACCAACAUCAAGCACAAUCACAAGCACAACCACCACAUCAUCAUCAUCCACAAGAAUAUCAACUAGUUCAUCUGGUCGAAAGCGUGUCAGUAAAUGGGAUGUUCCUGCUCCAGAUGUAUUAGCGUCGUCUUCUAAGACACACUCAUCAUCCUCAAGUUCUAAACAUAGCAGACGAAGUAGUCGAGAUCGCGAUCGAGAACGUGAUAGAGAUCGCGAUCGAGAGCGAGAUAGAGAACGUGAUAGAGAGCGUGAUAGAGAGCGUGAUAGAGAUCGCGAUCGUGCUCGCGAUCGUGAUUUAAAAAGGUCGAAGGUUUAA